AUGCCGAACAAUAACAACCACAAUCCACCACCCCCGCCACCACCACCUCACGUGGAUAUGCUAACCAGGUUUCUGAGGCUUCGCCCUGAGAAGUUUUCAAGGGCAGCAGAACCUAUGGUGGCCAAUGAUUGGCUACGUUCUGUGAACAAGGACUUGGUGACCAUAGGAUGCACUGACGCUGAGAAGGUCAGAUUUGCUGCUCAUCUACUGGAAGGACCUGCAGCUAGCUGGUGGGAGAAUUUCCAAAUCACUCAUCCAAUAGAAGAGGUGACUUGGGCAAUCUUCGAGGAUGGUUUUCGUACCGCUCACAUUUCCUCUGGAGUGAUGGACCUGAAGAGGACUGAAUUCCUAAACCUCAGACAAGGUCAUCGCAGUGUGUCUGAAUACAUAGAAGAGUUCAGCAAGUUGGUGCGCUAUGCGCCAGAUGAUAGCAACACAGAUGCCAAGAGGAAGGAAAGGUUUCUUAAGGGACUGAAUGAUGAGCUGAUGGUUCAACUGUCAGUGGUUUAUGUGCCUACUUACCAGUCACUGUGUGACAAAGCUAUAACCCUGGAGAACACAGUGAAGCAAGUGGAGAAAAGGAAGAGGAAACACAGCUACGACAAACAUGGUUCAGGACCACCACAUAAGAUGCGCUCUUAUGGUGAAGGGAGUGGAGGUUCUAGAUAUCACAAGUAUGGGAACAAUGAUGGAGGAAGUAAGCAUCAGCACCACAAUGGAAAUGGCCACCAUCACAAUGGCCAUAAGAGCUAUCAUCACCCCAACUCUGGAAAGGGAAAUCGCAGCCACAAUGGAAUCAACAAUGGCCAUAAUCACAACAAUGGCCACCGUUCUGGGAAGAGGGAUAUCAGUCAAGAUGCUGAGGAAGUAAAGAAGGCCGAAGAGACAAGGAAGCCGAACCCGUUCCGAAAAGGAUAUGUUAACCAUGUCAAUGUGGAGGAAUUAUAUGAUGAACCUGAUGCGGUGAUCGGUACGUUCCUGCUUAACAAUUUUUCAGCACUUGUCCUAUUUGAUACUGGUGCAUCGCAUUCAUUCAUUUCAAGAGCAUUUGUGGAUAAGAAUAAACUACCCACUGAAACAAUAGGAAGUCCUCUUAGAGUAAGCUCCCCAGGGGGAGAGAUGUUAGUAAGUGCUGGAUGCAAACAACUGACCCUAGACAUUGGGAAGUAUAAGUUCCCAGUCGACUUGAUAAUAUUGGAAUCCCAAGGUUUAGAUGUAAUCCUCGGCAUGGAUUGGAUGACCGCUUAUAGAGGCAUAAUAGAUUGUACAAAGAAAACUGUUGCACUCACAACCCCAGAAAAGAAACGAAUUCAUUUCAAAUCAACCUUUGAGCUUAAAGGUAGUAAUGUCAACUCUCUUAAGGGGGUUAGCCUAGAGGAUAUACCCAUUGUGAGGGAAUAUCCGGAUGUCUUCCUGGAAGAGUUGCCAAGACUACCACCUGAUACAGAUGUUGAGUUUCUCAUUGAACUUAUGCCCGGUACUGGACCCAUAGCCAAGAGACCAUACAAGAUGGAUGUUGAUGAGCUAAAGGAGCUCAAGAAGCAGAUUAAGGAGCAAUUUGAGAAAGGAUUUAUUUGA
Lolium perenne is the source of this 1578-nucleotide messenger RNA. RefSeq lists its product as uncharacterized. Gene Ontology annotation, biological process: proteolysis. Gene Ontology annotation, molecular function: aspartic-type endopeptidase activity. The record is from RefSeq and is a predicted model, not a curated record. Lineage: Eukaryota; Viridiplantae; Streptophyta; Magnoliopsida; Poales; Poaceae.